Messenger RNA from Aureobasidium namibiae CBS 147.97, 1515 nucleotides. Its product is annotated as kinase-like protein. Gene Ontology annotation, molecular function: ATP binding; protein kinase activity. Gene Ontology annotation, biological process: protein phosphorylation. The record is from RefSeq and is a predicted model, not a curated record. The transcript has 8 exons. Lineage: Eukaryota; Fungi; Ascomycota; Dothideomycetes; Dothideales; Saccotheciaceae. Bases 1 to 1515 code for a protein of 504 amino acids.
AUGGCAGCGAAGACACACUCCGUAGACCCACGCGUCGCCAAAGGUAAUGCCAUAUCGGAUUACGUCCGAAUUGCUCUGCCAGGCACAUUCUGUUCUCAGUUACCGAACUGCGCGAUCGCAUACGUUGCCAGUGCCAGCUUCGACGAUAACCAAUGUUUCGUACACACUCACUCACCGAAUCAAACUCCAUCACGCGAUAUCGAAAAGCGUGCGCCUCCUCGCUUUGAUGCACCAGAAGGGCAUUCAUGGGUGUUGGGCGCGAAGCUCGGCGCUGGUGGCUUUGGCAGGGCAUAUCUCUGGAACCUCGUCUCAAUCGUAGAUCAGAAAGUAGUCGACCGUUUCGUGCUCAAAUACACCGAGAUACGAUCACAUCAGGUCACUCGCCAUGAUCAGGUUUCCACUGUACCUAUACUGGGCGCUAAGCAUUGUUCAUGGUCGCUCGAUUCCUGGCGAUGUUACUCGCCAUACUUUGCUUUUGGAGACCUUCACGGCCUGGUGCAAGCACAAGGUCCCGAUGGGCCUGUAUUCGGAAACCGCCGCGAGUUCCCGGAGCCAUUUGCCUGGUGUCUGCCGUACCGACUCGUUUCUGCUGCCGUGGUUAUAGACACAGCAUUUCGCAGUGGCGACACCGAGUAUCAAGUUGUCCAUGUUGACCUCAAGCCCGACAACAUCUUUCUUGAUGCCCCUGGUUUCAUGGGCAAGAACAUCAGUUUUCCUGCUUAUCCGGCCGCCUAUGUUGGAGAUUUUGGAUGCUCACAUAUCACCUACCCGGGAAAUCCUUCGAAUGAGGCCAUGACAUUCGGUUUAUGUACGCAAGGAUGGUCUGCUCCGGAGAUCUCAGGGAUGCUAGGCUGUCGGGACGUUUGGCAGGCGCCUAGUGGGUCUCAUACGAACAUCUGGCAGAUCGGCUAUGUUGUGCAGUCGCUACUCAUAGGCUUCAAUCAUUACACAAGCGACAUAGAAUGGCAUGGUUACAAGCAACAACACUUUGUACCGAAGUACUCACCGCCUCAGAAUACUGAACGAAACUACAGUCCUGAACUGCUUGCCAUUCUCACUAUCAUGUUACAAUCUAAAGUGGAUGCAAGACCAAUGGCACAGGAGAUGAUGGAACCCAUCAAGGAGGACAUGCCUCGGUUCACACAAGGCAUGAGCGCUGGGGCACGAACAAAUGACGAAAGUAUCGUGCCCGAGUCUGCACCACUUCGAGGCGGCAGUCGUUUGGAGAAUGCUACAGAGAACCCGUUCGAGAAGUUCAAGACACCUAUUGACAGAGCCAUCUCGCCCACGAGUGUAGCAAAAGCGAGAGUCAAGGCUGCGUCUCGCAAGCGCCGUCGAGACAUAGUAGAAAGACAGAUCAGGGAAGGCCUUAGAUCAGAGCUUCAAAGCACCGAUCCGGCCGACAAUCUCUUUGUCCUCCAGGAUGAUCUCAAAAUCAAGCACCCUCAGCGCGGCGGUUCGGCCAAAAUCGACUACUUUGACGCUCAGAACCCCGGUUCCACUACAUACAGGUAA